UGGCAGAGGAAGUGUGCGCAGGUCGGAGUAUUUCCGAGGGCUGGGGCUGAUUCCACUGCAGUACGUCCUCACCGCGAUCCGCGCCCGCAAUCGCAUUCUUUUCCACGCUUGUCCCUGCCACCGUCGCUCUCGAAGCAGAGACAUAUCCUCCGAGUUGCCAGGCAGCUUCUGUUGGGUCAGCAGCGUGAGGGGGAUAGAUCCUGCGUGGCGCCCGCGCCUCCCGGGCCGUUGUACUCCCGCCCGGCCCGCCGGCCGAGCUCCUGCCCGUGUCCCCCGGCUGGUCCGGGGGGUCUGGGCACCACCUCCACGACGGCUUUGCUGGACCUGCGGCCUGGCCCUCAGCCCGACCCCCAAGCGGACGGCGUCAUGAAGCAUCUCCCGUAUUUCUGCCGCGGCCAAGUGGUGAGGGGUUUUGGCCGUGGCUCCAAGCAACUGGGUAUCCCCACAGCUAACUUUCCUGAACAAGUAGUAGACAGUCUUCCAGCCGACAUAUCCACUGGCAUUUAUUAUGGAUGGGCCAGUGUUGGAAGUGGAGAUGUCCAUAAGAUGGUGGUGAGCAUAGGAUGGAACCCAUACUACAAAAACACAAAAAAGUCCAUGGAAACUCAUAUCAUACAUACCUUCAAAGAGGACUUCUAUGGGGAAAUCCUCAAUGUUGCCAUUGUUGGCUACCUCAGACCAGAAAAGAACUUUGAUUCUCUAGAGUCACUUAUUUCAGCAAUUCAUGGUGAUAUUGAGGAAGCUAAGAAACGGCUAGAUUUACCAGAACAUUUGAAACUCAAAGAAGACAAUUUUUUCCAGGUUCCUAAAAGCAAAAUAAUGAAUGGCCACUGAGGACAAGUCAUCUUCCUACUCAUUCAUUGUUUUCCAGGGUUUUACUGCUCAUAACUUCAGUCUCAUCUUGGUUAAAAAUCAAACAUUUUCCUACAGCUGUGAAUUAGUUUAAACAGUACAAUGUAAUUAUCGUUAUGCUCUAAGUGUUCAAUUAAACCCAUCAUGUUAUAGUACUAAAAAGAUUCAUUUUAAAAAUCAAGAUUCUUUUUAUGUAAUGUGUUGAUUAAAGUUACCACUAGAAAGGUCUUAAGUGUCUUAUAAGGGAAAUGAAAUAUAUAUAUAGCUGUGGGUAAAGAGGCAGGUCACUAGUCUGAAACGAAUACUAGUUCUCAUGGUAAAAUACUAGCAUGUAUGUGCUUGUGUAACAUGUGCUGCUAACCAGACGGCUUAUGAAAGUAAAUGUGAUAAACAGAGAUUUGAUAGUUUAUUAUAAACCUAAGGGGGGAAAUUCAUACUUUGUAAUUUUGAUAUUUUGGGCAUUAAUAUAUUACUACGAACAUGAAGACUUGUAAAAUUUUAAUGAGUCAUUUUCUUUAUGAGGUCAAAUUGUAUUGUGUGUGUGUUUUAUUUUUUUACAGCUGCCUUAGUUCUAAUUGGUCUAGACUCCUUCUGCCAAUCAAUUUUUUCUUUUGGUUUGUCUUCUAAAACAUCAAAAUAAGUGUUUUUUAAAUUUGUAGUUUUAUUUUUGUUAUAUAGCACUUUUCUGUUUUUAAGAGGAAACGCUCACCUUUUUUUGUGACUUUUUUCCUUUAGAUAAUUGCCAUGUCAAUUUUUUUUCCAUUCAGAAUAUCCUGUGGCUUACAAAGGAUUGCAUCUAUCUCUAUCUACCAUUCCAUCCCUACAUGAUAUGAAAAAACCCUGAAAGCUUCAUCUUUAGGUUUCAGCAAAGCUUAAAUGAACAUAUAGCAGUUCACUUUUCUCUACCAGGUUCUUAAAGAACAAAAAAUACUUGUUCCCCCCCACCCCAGGGAAAGCGUUUUAAGAGCCCGUUAAACUAUGGAAUAGAAAGUUAUUUAUUUUUAGCAUGAGCAAACAAACUGUUGUAGGUGUGCAUGCACAAUAUAAUUUAAUGCUAAGAGUGCUUGUAGCUUGGGAGAAAAGUAUAAAUAAUACAGUUGUAGUUAAUUCUCAUGCUAUGCAUUUUUUCUUCCUAAAAACGACGUGGUUUUUGCUCACUGGAGACUUUUGUUUAUAUUGGCAGGAAGUUGACAUCUUUGGAUACUUAGGAAAUUAAGAUUACAGGUUCUUUGGGCCCCUGAAACAGUACAUUGUAUUAUUCACUUUGGUGCCAGACUUGGUUGGGGGAUGGAGACAGGUGUAUAAAAGGUAAUUUUGUUUUUUUGGUCAGUCUGUUCCAUGUAUCCACGUUUCUGUUUCCUUUUUUUAAUUUUAUUUUUCUCCAUUACCAUUUAGUCCCUUAUAGCCCCCUCCCCCACUGUAGUCCCCACACUAUGGUCCAUGUCCAUGAGUCCUUCUUCCUGUUUGCUCGGUCGCUCCGCCCACUAACCACCCCUCCCACACUAUCCGUCAUCUACUCUUUAUCUCACUAACCUCCCCUCCUACACUAUUGGUCAUCUGCUCUUUAUCUGUAUGUCUCUGUUUUGCUUGUUAGUUCAGUGUGUUCAUUAGAGUCCACAUGUGUGGGGCACCUUUGCUCGCAAAGUCCCCUCAUCUACCACGGAAGAAAGUGAAGCUACCAAGACAUGAUCUGCUUGGGGAGGAGAGGUGGUCAAUCCUUCAGAGGAGAAAAACGAAGAGCCCCUUCCUCAAUGGCUUUUAUUGGGUUGUAAUACAUAGGAAUACAGGUGGUAAGGGUCAAACAGUAGAUAACAUUUCAAAGAGAUCCGAGGGCUUAGUCUGAGUCAGUGUCUGUCAGGUAAGGGGGUUGCAAAAACUUUGGGAGACAUACUCAUUUCCUGCUCAGACCCUUAUCAUGUGAAUGAAAGCACUCUUAGCAAAGCAGGCUCACAGGACUUUAGGAACUCUUUCUUAUGCCUGAUCACCCCAAAUCCCACCCUAGCCAGCAAGGGGCUGCACCGCCUCCCCCAUCAUGGGUUUUUAGGCUUAAGUGAAUUAGAGCCAGGAAGCGCUUCUCACAGACAGAAAUGGGGACUCAGGCUAUGUCAGAAUAGCUGGGGGACGAGGGUCUAUCACUCCUUUGCUGCACCCUCCCCCCAGUCCUUCCAUGAUGGCCUCCCAAGUGAUCAUGUCUGGCUUAGGUUGCCCCCACUCUGAGGGGUCUUACCCAUCAUUGACUAACCAAGUGUUUGGGGGGCAGGGGAGGAAGUAGAAGCAGUGCUUGCUGCCAGAGAUAAGCUUUGUCUCUUUAGUGGCUCAAAUUCUGGAGGUCGCUCAGCCUUAGCCAUGGGGGGCAGUUACAACUCCUGAAACCAGGCAGAGUGGUUCCCAACACACAUGAGUGAAUUGUAGGGUAUUUGUCUUUCUCUGACUGGCUUAUUUCAUUUAACAUAAUGUUCUUCAGGUCCAUCCAUACAGUCCCGAAGGGCAAUUUACUAGAAGACAGUUUUAAAGAUAAUGGAAGUAACUUUUCACUAAUCUGCACAGAUGGAGCACUGCUUUUAACCAAAAUAUAAGGUAUUUAGGAUAACAAAGUUGAUGUUGGGGAAAGAGAAACGUGGAUACAUUCAGUGGGAUUGUUUCACUUUUUGAUGUAUGGAUUCAUGGCAAAUAAUGUAUCUUCAUUUCUUCUCUGUGAAAAUACUUACAAAAUGUAGUUUAAUGUUAGAAAUCCUAAACUUGAAGGAGGAAGCCUCAGUUAUCGGUGGCUUUGUGAAGCAAGGGUUAAAACAAAUGUGCUUGUUUGGAUAGAUUGCUGCUAGUUGUGUCCUCAGUAAGUGUGAAAGUUUUUUGAUAUUAUGUUUUGUGAAAUUGCCAUCACUUUUGAAAAUCAUAUAUUGUGUGCGUUAGCAGGUAAUACCACCUAGUGUUUUUUUUUUUUCAUUUUAGUUUAAAUACUGAUGUAUCAUAAGAAAUUGCAGUAGUGUACCAUUUUCGAUUGGUCUAAAUGAUUUCACGCUUUGAAAUAAAUCUUGACUAACUGAUGUCAUAA
Molecule: messenger RNA, 3904 nt
Organism: Artibeus jamaicensis (Jamaican fruit-eating bat)
Lineage: Eukaryota; Metazoa; Chordata; Mammalia; Chiroptera; Phyllostomidae
Gene: RFK
Product: riboflavin kinase
Exons: 4
Coding region: 367-834 (155 amino acids)
Biological process (GO): riboflavin biosynthetic process; FMN biosynthetic process
Cellular component (GO): mitochondrion
Molecular function (GO): riboflavin kinase activity
Source: RefSeq, a predicted model, not a curated record